UUCCUUCAUUAACCGACUUGAAAUCGGUAUAUAAAAAGCCCUCACAAGUAAAAUCAAUUCACUUGCAUUCUGACGAGAGGCGAAUAAUGAAACUGGUGAUUCUGUUUGUUGCACUCGUGGCCGCGGCAAUGGCCGCUGUGAUGGACCAAGAAGCCUUUAAUUAUGAUCUUCUCUAUGGUUCACGGUUCAAGCAGGAAAAACGGUGCUUGGGCUGGCCGGAAAUGGCAGGCAGAACGUACAUGAGUUGCAGAAAUAAGCUGUGCACAUUUAAGUGCCUAGAGGGUUAUCGCUUCCCAGGAACAAACUUAAAUGUAACAACAGUGGAGUGCCGUGAUGGCAAAUGGGUUCCGGCAGAGGAAAGUUGGCAAUCAGUUCCAGACUGUGAACCCGUCUGCGACCUUCCUUGUCAGAAUGGUGGAAGGUGUUAUGGAAAAAACAGGUGCAUUUGUUCUAACAAAUUCCGCGGACCGCAGUGCCAAUAUGAUGAAACUCGUUGCGCUAUGCGUGACUUUUAUGAAAGAGGCUUCAACGGACAUAUCAAUUGCACUGUAAACUCAGAUUCUCUUGCAUGCAAUUUGGCAUGUGGAAGUCACAGCCAAUUUUCAUUCCCACCCGCUAAAAAAUACACUUGUCGCUAUGAAACUGGCGAAUUUUUGCCACGUGUCUUUCCAACUUGUGAGUAAUUAGCAUAUGAUUAUUUAUAAUAACUUUGACAAAAUAUGGUAACAAUUAAAUUUGUCUAUAAUUAACAGCAAAUAAAAAAGGGCUUGGUUAUUCA
This is a messenger RNA of Neocloeon triangulifer, 778 nucleotides long. RefSeq names its product fibrillin-2-like. Bases 87 to 683 code for a protein of 198 amino acids. Lineage: Eukaryota; Metazoa; Arthropoda; Insecta; Ephemeroptera; Baetidae. The transcript is spliced from 5 exons. The record is from RefSeq and is a predicted model, not a curated record.